Molecule: messenger RNA, 369 nt
Organism: Thelazia callipaeda (thelaziosis nematode)
Lineage: Eukaryota; Metazoa; Nematoda; Chromadorea; Rhabditida; Thelaziidae
Source: the annotation of a GenBank genome assembly
AUGGCUAAUAUCCUUACAUCUGCUGCUACAAACAAUGAUAAUAAGACCAGUGAGUAUUUCUUGCAAGCGCUUAUGUCGCAAGUCAACGAAGAAAGUAUUGCAAAAAUCAUCGAACUACAGAAGAAUUCCUUAAUGCGUUUUGAAAAAACGAACGAAAUGUUGGCUAAUUGCUGUUCGUUAUCAGCUAAUCGUCUUGAAAAAGCAAAGAAAGACUUAAAUGACAGUAAACAAUUGAUAUUGGAAAUGAAAUCUGAUUUGGAUUCAAUUUUCCGACGAAUACGCAAUUUCCGGAACAAUUACAAAAGCAAAUAUGUGGACAUUCAAAAACAUUUUGAAGAACAAUAUUGCGAUCUGGAUGAAGAUACUUAA